AUGAAUUUUUCAAAAUUAUUAUUUUCAAUAAUAGUAGUUUUAACAGUUGUGGUACUAUUAUUUAAUAAUGAAAAUAUUUUAGUUGAAGCACAAGUUGGUAAUCUUUGUAUUAAAUGUUUAGAAUUUGGUGAAAGUUGUAAUUCAAAUGGUGCUUGUAGUAAAGAUAGUGUUUGUACAAGCGAUACUGAAAGAUUUCAAGAAAAUCCUGUUUGUUCAGAACCAAAAGAACUCGGUCAAGAUUGUAAAAAUGAUGAACAAUGUCGUUUGGGAACUAAAUGUAAAAAAGAAUUAAAUAAUGAAUUUGGUUCUUGUUCUGAUAUUAAAUUCGCACAAGUUGGAGAAAAAUGUUCACAAGAUUUUGAUUGUUCAGGUAGACUUUUAAAAUGUAAAGAAGGAAUUUGUGUAAAACCAACUGGUGAUUUACCAUGUGGUGUAGAGAAUCCAUGUCCAUUUGGUGAAUACUGUCAAUAUUCAAGCAAAACUUGUAAUAAACAAUUAAAAGAAAAUGAUAAUUGUUUACAAUCAACUCAAUGUCCAGUUGGUCAUUUUUGUGAUGAAACCUCUAAAAAAUGUAAAAAAUCUUUCACUUUAUUAGAAAAUGAUAAAUGUGCUAGUUUUUCACAUGAUCAAUGUAAUACUGAUCUUGAUUUAUAUUGCGCAAAAGCAGGAAUUUGUGAAAAACUUAAUAUUACAUAUCCAGGAUUAUGUUUAAGAAUGGAGAAUCAUUGUUCACCAUUUCAUCAAUGUUCAUGUUCAGAUUAUAAAUGUCAUCCAACCAGAGAGUUUGGAUCAAGUUUCGUAAAGACAUAUAAGGAUUUCAAUCAAUGUAUUGAGAAACAUAAGUGUCAAUUCACCUAUAAUAGAUUUUCAAAUAAUUCAUGUAUCACCAAAAAUUGUGGUCCACAAUUUUGUAAAUUCAAUAGAGCACUCCAACCUGAUAAUCAAUUGAAUUGUGGUAAAGUUGCCAUUACCAAUUAUUGUCAAACCGUUAACCAUCUCUUCCCACCAAUUAAAUCAAAAAUCUUUUUAAAUCAUUCAAAAGAAGAUUUAUUCUUUUUUGCAACUUCUAUUCCUUUCUUAAUUUUAUUCUUUUCAGUUUAUGUUGAAAUUAAAUUAGCAAGAAAAGAAAGAUUAGAUUUAAUUCAUAGUCAUAGAGAUAUUUCUUAUGAUUCUGACGAGGAUCAUAAUAAUUUUAAUAAUCAUAAUAAUAAUAAUAAUAAUAAUAAUAAUAAUACAAAUAAUGAUGAAUUCGACGAUUAUAUUGAAGAUGAUAUUGAUGAAAAUAAAAGAGAAUAA
Messenger RNA from Dictyostelium discoideum AX4, 1296 nucleotides. RefSeq lists its product as hypothetical. Lineage: Eukaryota; Evosea; Eumycetozoa; Dictyosteliales; Dictyosteliaceae. The transcript has 3 exons. The record is from RefSeq and is a predicted model, not a curated record. The coding region runs from base 1 to 1296 and encodes 431 amino acids.